GCGUCGCGGUUGGGGCGUCCUCUUAGACGAUUGUAUAAAGAGGGAGCGUUCGGGUGAAAAAUAACGAAAGCUGCGAAGAGCGUAAACAACGAACGCCUGCCGACAUGUUCACCGCGCAGCUUUUGCUCCUGCUCCUGGCGUUCUGCUCUGUCCGAUCGGCUGUGCCCAUGCGCCGAGACAAAACCGCCACAAGCGGCAGCAUGGAACUAGAUGAGGUGAAGAAAAACAACCUUGUGAAUGUCCUUUUGGCCAUACUAGAUUGGGCGUCACCGUGGGCCGACACAGAUACCAUGAACAACGAAGAUCCGGAGUUGCAGUACAGACCACAAAGAUCCAUGUACAACCCACCCAUGGCCAGGGAGAAGAGCAUGUGCAAAAACUUCUUCUGGAAGACCUUCUCCGCCUGCUAGAUCCCCUCCUCUACCUUCCAGUACUUGUUCUACGUACAGAACCAUGUGCCGCACCACAAAGAUUCAUCUGACGCUUCAUGUAUUACUCAUAAAGAAAUACAAAGGACCUCACCAAUACAAGUCUCUGAAAGUAAUAAUGUCCUUGCUGCCAAAAGUAACCAGUCAGGAUCUUUCUUUCAAGGUCUAAUUUUGACCUAGAACAGCCUUUCUCAUGAUAGGUUCCUCCAGAAGCUUGCAGAUUGACCCUCAGCUUGAUGGUAUCUGCACAUUUAUGUGGACAGUGCCACUUGGCAGAGUCAGCGUCAUGGCACCAAUGAUCUUUUUAGCUGUCUGUAAGAAUGCCAUUCUGACCACCACUGUAAGAAAGGGCUUUCUGCUCAUUGACCACCAAUGUAAGGGACAUUUUUCCUCUCUUACCCCAAAUUAAUCAGUUUUAGCAGGGGUUCCCUGAGACCUGGACUAUAUUUUAAGGGUUCCAUUAGUACAGGGGUCUCCAAACUUUCUAAAUAAAGGGCUUUUUUUUACAGUCCAUCAAACUUUAUAUGGGCCCGGCUGCGGCCAUUAGGAGUAGAAAAGGUUCUGACGUCAAUAGGGAAAAAUCAAUGCCCCACCUUUGGUGUCAGUGGAAAGAAUUGUGCCCCAUCAAUGGCAUAAUUGGGAGGAAUUGUGCCCCUUUAUUGGGGUCAGUGAGGGGAAAUAUACCCCGUUGUUGGUAUCAGUGGAUGAAAGAGUGCCCCAAGGGCCACAUAAAAGCAA
Rana temporaria (common frog) is the source of this 1166-nucleotide messenger RNA. RefSeq names its product cortistatin (gene CORT). Gene Ontology annotation, biological process: regulation of cell migration. Gene Ontology annotation, cellular component: extracellular region. The record is from RefSeq and is a predicted model, not a curated record. Gene Ontology annotation, molecular function: hormone activity. Bases 105 to 410 code for a protein of 101 amino acids. Lineage: Eukaryota; Metazoa; Chordata; Amphibia; Anura; Ranidae. The transcript is spliced from 2 exons.